Molecule: messenger RNA, 1260 nt
Organism: Anopheles gambiae (African malaria mosquito)
Lineage: Eukaryota; Metazoa; Arthropoda; Insecta; Diptera; Culicidae
Exons: 3
Coding region: 1-1260 (419 amino acids)
Molecular function (GO): catalytic activity
Source: RefSeq, a predicted model, not a curated record
AUGUUCCCGGCCCUGAAAGUCUUGCAGGCGAACCUGGGCCAUGGCCGUGAUGCCCAGAACCUAGUGCUGCAAGCUACCAGAGAGGAGAAAGCAGACGUGCUCAUCCUCUCUGAUAUUCUGCGCCCGCCAGAAAACAACGGCCGGUGGGCAUUCAGCAGCUGCAAGACGGUAGCGGUGGUUGCUGUCGGUGAGCUACCAAUUCAGCGCGUGUGGUGCAGCGAAGCUCGGGGGCUGGUAGCAGCGCAAAUUGGCGGAGUGACCUUCAUAAGCUGCUAUGCCCUACCAAGCCUCAACCUCUCCGAGUUCGAGCGCUUCUCGGAAGCCAUAGAACUCGAAGCCUUCUCCCACCCUCAAGUCGUCGUCGCCGGCGAUUUCAACGCCAGGCAUGUGGAGUGGGGCAGUCCGAAAACCUGCGACCGUGGGGAAGAGCUGCACGGAAUGGUAGAGCAGCUUGGCCUGAGCGUGAUCAACCAAGCAUCGCCCGAGCAACUGCAGGACCAACAGCAGCCAGCGCAACAGUCCUCUUCGCAGCAGCAGCAGUCAUCGCAACAGCAGCAGCAGCAACAGCGGCAACCGUCGUCGCGGCAGGGUGCUUCCUCAAGCCAGAGGCGUGUGCGUCACGCUGGCCGUAGAUGGAAGACCUCGCAGUUUUCUGCUACCUCAUUCCUCGAGGUGCUGUUCGCUGCGGACUUUGUCCAACGUGCAACGAGCCAGGAGGGUAUGAUCGCAGCCAUGUUAAAGGCCUGCGAUGAGACGAUGCAGCGGGUUACCCGACUGCACCAAGACCCGCAUCGGAACACAUUCUGGUGGUCUCCCCUCCUGGCUCGCCUGAGGAACAACUGCGAGGUUGCCCGUGACCGGAUGCUGCAGACGGCUGAUUUGGAGGAGCGCAGCAUAGCAGCAGCUGAGCACAGGACAGCAAGGGCGGAGCUCAGUCGAGCAAUUCGAGCUAGCAAGCGGAACAUGUUCCAGGAGCUAAUCGAAAUUGCAGAAGAGAAUGCGUUCGGGGCAGGAUACCGUGUCGUCAUGUCUCGGCUCCGGGGUAGUCGGAUGCCGUCGGAGCCGGACCGGGACAUCCUCGAACGAAUUGUGUCCGACCUCUUCCCUGAGCAUCCGCCCUGUGACUGGUCGCAGCUGAGCAACGCUGGAAACGACGAGUCGUAUACGCAGGUGGAGGAGGCUGCAGCAGUAGGCACAGACGGUGGCCUUAGCGCUGCUGAACAAUCGGCGGCGGUCGAGGCGGAAGUUGCCUCCCGCUAG